Fonticula alba is the source of this 2559-nucleotide messenger RNA. RefSeq lists its product as hypothetical. Gene Ontology annotation, biological process: protein localization to nuclear inner membrane; nuclear pore organization; NLS-bearing protein import into nucleus. Gene Ontology annotation, cellular component: nuclear pore central transport channel; nuclear pore. The coding region runs from base 49 to 2424 and encodes 791 amino acids. NCBI's taxonomy places the organism in Eukaryota, Rotosphaerida, Fonticulaceae. Gene Ontology annotation, molecular function: structural constituent of nuclear pore. The transcript is spliced from 3 exons. The record is from RefSeq and is a predicted model, not a curated record.
CCCUCGUCCUACCUCACGCGUUCGCCCAGUCCCGCCCAUCUACACGCGAUGUUCGGUCAGACCACGACCCCGGCUCCGAGUGGUGCCGGCUUUGGUGGCUUCGGUGCCGCUGGCACCCAAACGCCGCAAGCCGGCGGGUUCAACACGCCACGCGUGGCCACCAAUACCGCCACCCCGGGGGCGCCACUCCAGACGACCUCCUUCUCUCUGGGGGCCGGGGCCGGGACGCCGUCUGGCGCGCCGGCCGGCGGCGGCUUUGGCGCAAGCACCAGCGGCUUCGGAACGACCACCGGCGGCUUCGGCACGAAUACCGGCGGCUUCGGCACGACCACCGGCGGCUUCGGUGCGACACCAAACAGCGCGCCGAUCGGCGGCCAGGCUGCCAAGCCGGGAAGCUUCGGCUUCGGCUCCAACACCGGCUUCGGCACGUCCACCACCGGGUCGGGCUUCGGCACGUCCACCACCGGAUCGGGCUUCGGCACGUCCACCACCGGAUCGGGCUUCGGCUCGUCCACCACCGGGUCGGGCUUCGGCUCGUCCACCACCGGGUCGGGCUUCGGCGCCAACACGUCUGGCUUUGGCUCGGGCUUCUUUGGUGGUGGUGGUGGUGGUGGUGGUGCUCAGCCGGCGGCCACUGCUGCCCCUCAACCCGCUGGGCCGCAGCUUCUCCCGAUGUCCUCGGCCGGGUAUGGAUUGGCGGUUCCAGCUCCGGCCGGGGCCACCGGCCCAGACGCCUUCUCUGGCUUCGGCCCGAGCCCGGACGGGUCGGCUGGCUUCGGCUGGACCCCGGCGCAGGUGAUUCAGGAGCUCCAGCAGGCGUAUGACUCCACGUCGCCUGCCUGUCGCUUUGUGCACAUGUUCUACAAUAAGCUUUCGCCGGAAGCCGCGCAAUCGGUCCGCCAACGCCCGGACAUAAUCCAACGCCCGGCCGACGUCCAUCCCACCAUCUGGGAGCAAGCCGUCAGCAAUAACCCCGACUCGGCCAAUUUGGUCCCAGUGCAAGCGCGCGGCAUCGGAGACCUGAAGCUUCGUGUGGAAGCCCAGCGGGACCGGUGUGAUGACCAACUUUCCAUGCUGGCCGUGCUGGAGGAGGUCCUGUCCGACGCGCACCGGACGCACGAGACCGAGACCCUGGUUCGGCUGGAUGCGGCCCGGCUCCGGCACCUGGAGCUUGUCCACCGGCUGAUCCGUGUUAUGAAGUCUCUCGAGGUCCUCCGGUCCAAGGGUCUGGCUAUUACCCCGGCCGAGGAGGGACUACGUGCGAAGCUGGAGCAGAUGCAACGACACCUGGAUGAUCCGGCGGAUUUCAAGAGCCGCCUCAAUGAGCUCAGUGCCCAGGUGAAUGUCCGCAAGCAGCAGAUGCUCAUGGCCGGCGGGCGUCCCAGCCCCAGCACCGGAUCGCACCAUGGCUCUGGCGGUGGCGAUGGUCAGGGCAGCGCCUCCGGCAGCACUCCGUCCGAUGCCGACGAGCGCGCGAUGGCCGAAAUCCAGACGGUCCUCGGCGAGCAGCAGAAGGCUCUCCGGUACUUGGCGCGCACGGUCAACGAAGCGGCCGAGGAUGUGCACAUCCUGGCUCUCAACUCUGGCAUCACCUUCCCCGAGGAGGAUCCGAUCCCCUCGUCGUUGGCUUCGCUGCGUGCUCGCACGGCCACUGGCACCGCUGCCUCGGACAGCAUCCUCUCGCUGUCGAAGACAGCGGCUCUCACGGCCGCGGCCACCGCCGGGUCCAGCGCGAGCACCGCCGCUGCCGCGCCGAAUGCCGCUGCCCCGGCCGCCGCCGCCCCAGCCGCCAGCACCGGGUUUGGCUUCGGCGCCACGACCGGCACGACUGCGGCCCCCGCCGCCGGGUCGUCGGGUCUCGGCUUUGGCCUCGGCAGCUCUACCGGCGCUACGACCGGCGCCGCUCCGGCCACCACGAGCACUGGUGGCGGCGGUGGUGGCUUUGGCUUCGGUACCACUGGCACCACCGGCACCGCCGCUGCCGCCGCUCCCACCGCCGGGACUGGCUUUGGAUUUGGCAACACUUCCACCACGGCCGCCGCUCCGGCCGCCGGGGCUGGCACUGGCUUCGGCUUCGGCACUGGCACUGGUGCUGGUGCCACGACGGCCACUGCCACUGGCACCGGUCCGGCUGCCGCCACCGGCACCGGCUUCGGCUUCGGCACCGGUGCUGCCACCACGAACACCGCUCCUGCGGCUGGCACUGGUGGUGGGUUUGGCUUCGGCACCGGCACCGGCACCCCCGCUGCCAAUGCGGCCCCCGCAGCCGCCGGCACCAGCGGCGGAUUUGGCUUUGGCACUGGGACCACUGCUGCGGCGGCUCCGGCUGCUGGUGGUGCUGCUGGCUUCGGGUUCAACACUGGCGGGGCCGCCGCGCCGGCUGCCGGCACUGGCACCAGCUUCAACUUCGGCACCUUCAAGUGAAUCAUGUGUCCUGGUCCAUCUUCCUGGCGCUCCCUCCCCCCCCCCCCCGCGUACUCUCCUGCCUUCUUCCUUCUUUUAUUUUUCACCUCCUCCCACCCUGUGCGAGGCUGGCGGGGGGGGAUGGGUGGAGUGGGG